This is a messenger RNA of Ipomoea triloba (trilobed morning glory), 1318 nucleotides long. RefSeq names its product AT-hook motif nuclear-localized protein 23-like. The transcript has 2 exons. The record is from RefSeq and is a predicted model, not a curated record. NCBI's taxonomy places the organism in Eukaryota, Viridiplantae, Streptophyta, Magnoliopsida, Solanales, Convolvulaceae. Gene Ontology annotation, cellular component: nucleus. Bases 250 to 987 code for a protein of 245 amino acids. Gene Ontology annotation, molecular function: DNA-binding transcription factor activity; minor groove of adenine-thymine-rich DNA binding.
CUGCAUUUGGUGUCUUUGUCUCCUUCACUCUCUCUCUCUUCCUCCUCUCUCUCUCUCUUUCUUCUUCUUCCUUUCUUCCUUCCCUUUCUCUGCACUCAAAUCCCCAGCCACACAAGUAAUCUUAGGGUUCUAAGCUCCUUUUUCCAAUAAAUAUUUCCAUUUUCUCCCCCCACUAGUCUAAACAAAUAUAUAAAAUCUUUUUAAAAGAAUUUUUUUUGGUUGGGUUUUUAAUUUCUUGAUGUUGUUGGCAUGGCGGGUUUAGAUUUAAGCGCUGCGUCUUAUGUUCAUCACCAGCUUCACCACCCAGACUUCAACCUGCCGGAAAGUAAAGAUGACGGCGACUGCGGCGGCGGCGGCGGAGGAGGAGGGGGAGAUAUUGUGGCGCGGCGGCCGAGGGGGAGGCCGGCGGGGUCGAAGAAUAAGCCGAAGCCGCCGGUGAUAAUCACGCGCGAGAGCGCGAAUACGCUUCGAGCGCACAUCUUGGAGGUGGCGAGUGGGUGCGACGUGUUCGAGUGCGUGGCGGCGUAUGCGCGGCGGCGGCAGCGCGGGAUCUGCGUGCUUAGCGGCAGCGGGACGGUGACGAACGUGACGAUCCGGCAGCCCACGGCGGCGGGGUCGGUGGUAACUUUGCAUGGAAGGUUUGAGAUUCUGUCGCUCUCAGGCUCGUUUUUGCCGCCGCCGGCCCCGCCCGGGGCCACCAGCCUGACUAUUUUCCUCGCCGGCGGGCAAGGACAGGUGGUGGGCGGGAGCGUGGUGGGCGAGCUCACGGCGGCCGGCCCGGUCAUCGUUAUCGGUGCCUCCUUCACCAAUGUUGCCUACGAAAGACUGCCGUUAGAGGAGGACGAAACCCCUAGUGCCGACGACGGCGCCGCCGCCGCCGGCGGCGGCGGCGGAGGUGCCGUCUAUAACAACCCAUUUCCGGACCCGUCCACCGGCCUUCCCUUCUUCAAUCUCCCUAUGCCUAACAUGCCACCCUUCGGAGUGUAACGAACAAAUAACCGUUGACCGUUACCCUCCAUAACGGCGAAGAUCAGAACCUCCGGCGAGAAAUAGGAAUCUCACUAUCUCAGCUACAAUAUUCAUAUCUUCAGGUCAGAAAGUUCAUCAGUACGUGCACAAUAUUUAUCAUCUUCCCUCUCUCUCUUUUUUCAUUCUUUUGGGUUUUUUGUAACUGUUUUGUGUUUGGGUUUUGUAACUGUUUCAACUUCUGGAAAUAGUGGUAGCUGCAGUGUUCUUUAUGGGACUUUCUCUUUAAGGAAAUGGUUUGAACAUUAUUGAACUCCAAAUGGAAAUGCUACUGUACAUUAUUCAAUUUCCA